ACGCAGCUAGCUACGCGGGGCGGUGACGCCCAAAGUCACGCGGUUGUUGACAGCUCGCCGGUUCCCUUGAUUUGACCUUAGCAAGUACGAAAGUACGAACUCUCUUUCUGUUUCCGCCAAUCCUUUCAUAUUUCAGCAGUAUGCCGCAUGCUUCCGAGGGUGAGAUAUGCCAGGCGGUCCUAGGAUUCGUCACUGAAGGCACUUACCCUGAGGAGAAGGUGGUGGCCGCCAAGUUUCCGGCCGCAGCUCUGGCGAAGGAGUUGGAGCUCAUUUCACAAGCCCGAGAGCAAGUAGAGAACGAAGUUAGCUCCCUCAGUCGUGAGAACACUUUCGAUGCCGACGAUUGGAUCGUCCAAGCACAGCAGCUGCACGCGGAUAUCGAACGCUCGAGAGUCACCGCGCGGGAAAUCGUCUCUCAACAUGAAGAAACUAGCCCACUACGAGAAAAAGUGGAGGACGCCAGCGCGAAAGUAGCUUUGAUUGAGACGGAGAUCGCAUUCAACCAGGCCGUCGCGGAAACCCUGGAGGAGGUACAGCGAUUAUGCGAGCAGUUGGAGUCGGGACGUACAACUUUGGGGACUGGUCACAUUACUGCCGCCAUUGAACAGCUGGAGUCUACCAAGACGGCCAUCGAAACAGAUACUCCAUUUUCAAACACCAAUGUGAUGGGCAUACUUUCCGGUGAGGUAGCACGACUGCGGGGGGAAAUUGAGGACGCAUUACGUUUGCGCUGGAGCGAACAAGUGACGCUUGAUCGCGCAAAGGGCGAAUUCCGCAUCACUGAUGACACAGAUUCCUUGGAUGAGACUAUUGCGUCACUCUCACGACUGGGCAUUUUCUCAUUUGCCAGCGAGAAAUUCCAGAAUGACUUUAUUGCGACAGUCAUCGACCCGAUCUUGCUGCCGCGUGUAGACGGUAGUAGUCGCGCUGUCGAAGUGACAGAAACAGGUGUCCGCAUCGACUCCGCAUUUUCCAGGACAAGUGUUGUAGUGACACUCAGUCGCAUUACGGAUGUUCUUAAUUACUUAAGGCAAAAACUUCCAUCGUCAAUGUUGGUCACCCUUCCUCAGUCCUUGAUACCUGCUGUCGCUUCGAAAGCGAUAGCAGGAUGGCUGUCUUCUGCAAUCCCAACCACUCUGGAUGGCCUGGAAGACUUCGAAAACACAUUGGAAUCUGUUCUGCAUUUUACCAAAACAAUCCAGUCGUGGGAGUGGAGUGGCCAGGAAGAGCUAGUAUCUUGGGUGAAUCAAGCCCCUCGGCUGUGGUUGACCCGGCGCCGGGUUGAUUCACUUGAUAGCGUGCGGAAAGCAAUUGCUGCUAGCAAGGGUACAACGAAGCAAGUCGAAAGAAUCGAAAAGGAGAAUGUUUCUCACGCGGAUGAGGCUCUCCUGGAGAACGCCACAACCGAUGAUUGGGAUGCAGACUGGGAUGAAGAGAAGGAGGAAGGCCCCGCGGUCGCUCAGCCCGAAGAGGAUGAAGAAGAUGUCAGUGCAUGGGGUCUUGACGAGGAUGACAAUGAGGUGCCAGCCAAGCCAGACGUGCCCGAUGCACCUGAAGAGGAUGAUGCCGAUGAUGCCUGGGGCUGGGGCGAUGACGAUGAAGAGAAGGGCGACGAAAACAAGAAGCCUCCGGUUGUCACAGAUAAGAAGCCCACUGGCGGAGAUAACUCUACUCAGCCCUCGUCUGCGAAGGAAGUUGUCCUUCGAGAAGUUUACACGGUUACCGAUAUUCCCGACUCUAUUAUUGAAAUCGUGCUCCAGCAGAUCUUCGAUUCCAGAGAUAUUGCCCAACCUGCGCAUUCCAAGUCUCGCGUGGCUUCAUCUGGCGCUGGCCUACUUGCACUGCCUACUUUGAUCCUGGCCAUGUUCAAGGCCACCUCAUCGGCCUUUUACUCACUGAAGCUUAGUUCGGGGCAGAUGUAUCUUUACAAUGACAGCCUGUACCUGGCUAGUCGUGUUCGAGAGCUUAUAGAGGAGUACGAGCUUUCCAGGCUCAACCCUGAUGUUGAAGCUUUAGAGAAGUUUGGAAAGAUUGCUUACAGCAAGGAGAUGCAAACCCAAAGCACCAUUGUCAGCGACCUACUUGAUGGUACUCAAGGAUUUGGACAAUGCUCCGAUCAGCCCUACAAAUCAGAGUGUGAAAAUGCUGUCAGUGCAACGGCUGACCGGAUUCGUGACGUCUACAAGGAAUGGCAACCCAUCUUAUCCCAUUCCGCCCUGCUCCAAUCUAUUGGCUCACUUUUGUCCACGGUGAUUGGGAAGAUUAUAAUGGAUGUUGAGGAUCUCGGUGACAUUUCCGAAGACCAGUCCAAACAAUUGGUCUUGUUCUGCAAUCAAAUUUCUAAAUUGGAAGAUCUCUUCAUGCCUGAAACUGCAGCUGAUACAGAAGCCGUCCCUGUCACCGCGGUCUAUGUUCCGAACUGGCUUCGAUUCCAGUACCUGAUCAACAUUUUAGAGAGCUCAUUGGCAGACAUCAAGUUCUUGUGGUUAGAAGGCGAACUGGGUCUAGAAUUCUCCAUGGACGAGGUGAUCGACUUGAUUGUCGCACUGUUUGCAGAGUCUGACUAUCGCCGACGAGCUAUCGCAGAUAUUCGACGAGCACCUCGGGAGUGA
This is a messenger RNA of Penicillium pulvis, 2612 nucleotides long. RefSeq lists its product as uncharacterized. NCBI's taxonomy places the organism in Eukaryota, Fungi, Ascomycota, Eurotiomycetes, Eurotiales, Aspergillaceae. The coding region runs from base 141 to 2612 and encodes 823 amino acids. The record is from RefSeq and is a predicted model, not a curated record. The transcript has 3 exons. Gene Ontology annotation, biological process: endoplasmic reticulum to Golgi vesicle-mediated transport; mitotic spindle assembly checkpoint signaling. Gene Ontology annotation, cellular component: RZZ complex.